AUGAAGUCUGCUGUCGCACGGUACACGGCCAAGAUUGAUGUAUACGAGGAUUAUACCAGUCAUACUUGGGCAGGUGAUGGUAUUCUUGGCAAAGCUUUGAAGGACGUUGGAGUCGGCUUUACCCAGGCUUGGCCGACGUUUCAUGGUGAAAGUCCCUUUGAUAUGGACUACAAUGACUCUGUUACGGGGCCAGACCCUUCUCUAUGGUGCUACAAUGCCAUGACAUGGCAUCAUGUACCUCCGUCUGAGAUUCGUGAACUCGCCGAGUUUGAGGAUAGAUGGAACGUAGAGCACUCGGCGUUACUCCGUCACUCGGACGUUUUCCGCCAUCUCGUGAUGCCUAAACUCAGGUCUCAUUUGGAUGACUGGGACAAUCUGUCUUCCGACAAAGAAUCCUCGGACACGCUGCAAGGCUGCCGCAGCGCAUGCGAAAAACAGCCCAAUUGCUUCCAAUUCUCGUUCCGAAAUCAUACCCAAACAUGCAAAACUUCCUCCGUGGUAAAACUAGGUCGUCAGCAAAAGCAGAGAGACGGUGAUGCGAUAGAAGAGCAUAUAACAUCCGGCUGGAUAAUAGAUCGAGUAGAAGCAUUUGCAGCGGAGAUGGAUACAUACUGCCACGGAAACGGCUGGGUGAUAACUUAG
This is a messenger RNA of Pestalotiopsis fici W106-1, 642 nucleotides long. RefSeq lists its product as uncharacterized. The record is from RefSeq and is a predicted model, not a curated record. The coding region runs from base 1 to 642 and encodes 213 amino acids. The transcript has 2 exons. Lineage: Eukaryota; Fungi; Ascomycota; Sordariomycetes; Amphisphaeriales; Sporocadaceae.